Messenger RNA from Bacillus rossius redtenbacheri, 11772 nucleotides. RefSeq lists its product as uncharacterized. Gene Ontology annotation, molecular function: RNA polymerase II transcription regulatory region sequence-specific DNA binding; DNA-binding transcription factor activity, RNA polymerase II-specific. The transcript has 15 exons. The record is from RefSeq and is a predicted model, not a curated record. Gene Ontology annotation, biological process: regulation of transcription by RNA polymerase II. Gene Ontology annotation, cellular component: nucleus. NCBI's taxonomy places the organism in Eukaryota, Metazoa, Arthropoda, Insecta, Phasmatodea, Bacillidae. The coding region runs from base 358 to 11766 and encodes 3802 amino acids.
ACGAAACCAGCCCAGCUGCUGGUUGCCAGCUCCGUUUUGCGUCGUGGGCUGCGGCCUGUGGCAGCGUUCCCCUUCGCGUCGGUUGAUCAAUGCGCGGGGCGCGUUGUUGCCGCGCUUCCGCCGCCAGGAGUGCUGGCGCUCGCGCGCUGUUGCCGCGUGCUCGACCCCUCCUCCCUCCCCCUUCUUCAUGCCUCUGCUGCAGCUGCCGGCGAGUCUCUUUUUCGUGCCACGACGGCAGCCAUUGAAGUCGCUAACGGACGAUCCGUGUCCGCUGGGAGCUUUGCUAGUCGUACACAUACUUUUGAAGUCCGCUUCCUUGCGAUCAGUUUCAAGGUGAACUUUGUAUACAAACUUGAAAUGGAUGAAAGUAGCCCUGGAAAAGAUACUGCAACGUGUGUUUCAGAUGCUUUAAUGGAAAAGGAAAAAUUUACCAAGAUGCAGGCAUAUUUGCCUCUUCUUGAAAUGAUGAUAAAUAUGCUGGAGGCAAAAGAAAGUGAAAACCAUAUUCCUCCACAACUGAUAAAAAUUAGAUAUAUGAAAACCCUUAUACUGGAAAAGAAAUUGACAACAGUUGAUUCCUUACGAAAAUGUGAAGGCUUCAUGAGAAAUUAUUGGCAAAAACUUCAGGGCCAGUUGGGAGAAAUUCCUGACAUGGUUUUUGAAGAUAAGUCUUCAAAAUCCAAUUCCACAAAGAAAGAUCCUUUAUCAUAUGAUGGGUCUGCAACAUCUUAUGAUGGUCCUUCACUAUCUUCUGAAGAUUCCACGGAAAGAACAUAUCAUGAUAGUGCACAACCAAUGCAAAAAGGUGGAAUUAAUAUUUCACCAUCAAAACAAGCAGAAUGUUCAGAAAGGAAGCAGAAUAUUUCCAUCCUGAACAAAGUGUCUGAAAGCAGAAGAAAAAACAAGAAUCCUAUUCAAAAGCUAAAUCAAAAUGCAAUAGGUGAUAGUUCAAAGUCCUUUACAAAGCAUCUGAUAAAAGACAGUCUUUUGUCAUCCAUUGAACAAAUUAACCUUCAUGAAAAUAAGGGGGAAAAAUUAAGAAUUGUCAAAAGUGAUGGUCAUUCCUCUCGGCUUUCAGAGUCUAGAAGUUUAGCUUCACCUAUGCAAGUGUCACCUGAGAGAAUGGUGCCAGAUGAUAAAAAGUCAAAUAAAUCUGAAAUUAAUAAUUUUCCUGAACUAAAUUUAUAUGUGAACAAAAGUUACUUGUGUGAAUCUAAUUUGAAUUUAAGUAAAAGCACUGCAAGGAAAGAAGUAACUUCUGAAAAAGAACCAGCUAAAAUUAAUUUACAAGAAAAUGAAUUUGAAAAAAAAUUGGACAAUUUUUUAAGCAGUUCCAAGAUGACUUCAGACAACAGAAAUCCUCAAAAAUCUCCUCUGAAUGUGAGCAGUGUCAAAGAAAAAUUAGAGUCUGCCACAGAUACACCUUUAAACAGCAAGACAGUUAGCUCUGAUGGUUCUAGCACUUCAUCCACAAUUUUGGGGAACAUGUCUGAGGAGGAACUGAAAAAACUUGUAACUGAAAAUUUAUCUAGUUUGCCAGCACUUCCUCCUGAAACUAAAUGUUUCUUGGAAACAUUGAAACAGCAUAGUGCAAGACAAGCCUCUGAUGCAGUUACUUCACCCAGAGAGAUUAAUCCAAGUGUUGGAUCUGACUUUGAUAAUGCUCAGGCAGUUAUCUCUGAAAACUGCCAAAAAAUUUAUCAGCCAUCGACAAGAGACCCUAGAAGACACUCCAAAGAUGGUCAGGUAGAGAAUAUUGUGGCCAGAGGAGGGAUAUUACCUACAUCAUCACCAAUAGGAAACCUAAGUCCACCACCUCUACCAUUACAUCAGUCCAUUAGUGACACCGUAAUGAGCACACAAAACUUUAUUCCAGUAAUAUCUCAAAGGGAAAGUUUUUUGAACAGGCAAAGUUUCAAUGCCCAUUAUGGUAAAAUGGAUAAUAUGACUAAUAUUCAACCGCUCUUACCCAUGACAUCUCCAGUUGAGCAAAGAAAUGUUCCACUUUUGCCUCAUGGUGAGCAAAUGGAAAAUGUUGGCAGGGUAGAUUUUCUACCAAAAUCUCCAGUGGAAAAUACGGGAAAUGUGAGAACUCUACUGCCAUUUCCGGUUCCACAGUUCAACAACAUGGGAAACAAGUUAAGUCCACGAGAUCCUAGACGAUGCAGUCAAGAUUCAAAACCUAAUAAUGUACCAGAUGUGCCACAUCAAAUUCCCAACAUGUGUGUGCAGGCUCCAGUAUUUCGGGGUGAUUGUAUGACUCAGCCAACAGCGAUGUUUAACAUGCAGCCGAAGAUGCCUGAGCCUUUGCUCCAAAGAAUAGAUUAUUGCCAUGGUAUACAACCACCUGUGCCAUACCCUCCGGAUAUAACACAUCCAGGGAGGUCUUUUCCUGUCAGCAAUGUCAAUCCUCAUGUGCCAAUGGUUACUCAGCGUCAGAUGUUUCAUCAGCAACACACCAACAAUAUUACUGUACCUAGGAGUAUGGAGAUUUCUGGAUACGUCAGGCCUAAUUUGCAUAAAGUUGUCCCCACUGGUCCUGCUUUCAACAACAGGCCUGUUGCACAAAAUAUUCAUGCACCAGUUUCAAAUAGACCCAAUUCAAAUCCUCAAGAAAAUUCACAUAAUGCAAGGAAGAAAGUUUUAAACAAUUGGAUGGAAGAUCCAAGAAAUGCCUCUAAACUGCCAUCACAGAUGUCAGGAAGAUCAAAGUAUUCACAAAGUUCUUGUAAAUUUCAGAGACCUCUUAAUAACACAUUUCAUAAUUCACAACACAAAAGUGGCGAUAAAUCAUCAGCUGACAGAAGAAAACAAGAUGAACAAAGAAGAAAUUCUUCAUCUGAAAAAUCAUCAAAUAAUGAUUCAAAAAAAUCUAGAGAACAUGAAAAGGAUUCUGCCAAGAGCAAAAAUGCAAGCCAUUCUGUGGCAAAAUCAGGUGCAAUUCCUAACUCUCCAGCCCCAAAUAAGAGUCUGUAUGGUGCGAUUAUAGUAUCCAAAGAUGAAAAGGGAAAAGACAAGCCUCAAAAAUUUAAAAUACCAAAGCUAAAAAAGACUGAAAGCUCAGAAUCAACUGUUGAUGAGAGUAAGAGUAGUUGUGAUAAAGGUGAGGAUGAUGUAACUCAUCGUCUUGAAAUGCUAUUUGAAAAAAAAUUAUCUGAUGAACUAAAGAAAAAAUUAUUGAAGGUGUUCACCAGCUCAAUCGGAAUAGAUCUUGAAGAAAUAGUUCGUGAUCCUAACAAGAAAACUGAAAACAAUGAAGUCAAGGGUAAGGAUGCUGGUACAGUGAGUAAAUGUGAAGCUAAGGAACUUCACAAAAAGAGUUCAAGCAUGAUAAAGAACGCCGAGAGAAAGGUAAAGAAAUUUGUUAUAAGUAGCUCUGAUGAAGACGUAAAAGAAGUUUCUGUUAAGGAGAGCACUAGUGAGAAAAAAAGUGUUGCCCUUGAUCAAGCUGCAAGCAAGAAGAGUGAACUUAAGAAGCAACCAUUGGUAUUGAGUUCUUCUGAUAGCUCAUGUGAUGAAAAAACAGAAAAGUCUUAUGUUGGUAAACUAUCGAAACGAGUUGAAGGAAAGAAAAUGAAGCAAAAAAUCUCUAAAAAUAAGUCGGCGGAUCCAAACAUUUCCAAAACAAGUGAUGCUGUUGGGGUUGAUAAAGAAGUGAAACAAAGCAAUUCUGUGGAAAUUUGUAGUACUAUAAAAGAAAACAUCAAGACUGCCUUAAGUAAAUUAUCUGAAGAGACAGAAAAUGCUGUUAAAGGUACAAAAAGAGUAAGAAAUUCAAGUGAGAGUAGUUUGGUAAAUGAAAAAUUAGAUUAUGCUGAAUGUGAGAUUGGAAGUGCAUCUACAUUAAAGAAAACCAAGAAAUCAAAGGGCAGUGUAAGAGAUACAAAUGGUGUUUUCUUAACCGAAGAACCAGUUGAUUCGGCCAACAUUAAUGUGAAGAAAUCAAGUAAAGAUAGUGAAAAACCAAAUAAGAGGACUUCUGAUGCACUGGAUAUUAGUAAGAAUAGUGAGGAAUUAGCUGCAAAGAAAAGCAAAAUAUCAAAAACAGAAACCCAGGUAAUUAAAAAACCACAAGAAGUAGCUGAUGAUCUUUCACAGAAAGAUUCCAAAAAGAUGACUGAAAAGAAGCUACUGAAAAAAUCAGUAUUGGAUGCCACUGACAGUUCAGAUGAUGUUUAUGAAAGAUCUUCUAGCGUCAAUGAAAAAGUAGCACUUCCAAAGAAGGCAGUUAGUAGUAAAAUCACUGAAGGAAAAGCUAGCAGUGAUAGUUCUGCAGAAGAAUCAGUUGAUUCUUCAUACAGCAUUAAGACUCGAAGAAAGGGAAAUGUAAGGACUACGAGAAAUAGUCUCGAUAGUUCAGAAGGUGAAAUAACAGGAAAAUUACAUUCAAAGAGAUUAAAAAAGAAGUUAUUGGUGAGAAAGAAGAACAAAACUCUAAUAGAUGAUAGUUCGGAAGAUGAGAGACUUGAAGAGGAAGAGAAAAAGAAACUGAAGAGAAAUAAACGUAUGAAUGGUCGACAUGCUGAAAUAACUGAAAAAUCUGGCUUAAAGUUUAGAAAUCUUGAAGAAAAUGAUUCAGAAGUUUCUGAUGGAAUUUCCUCAGUAAGGAGGUCUAAGCGUUCAAGUGGCUCUAAAGUCAACAUAUCAGUUCUCGGAAGUAAGAGUAAUUCUCUCAUAGAUGAUGAUAGUUCUGGUAAUGAAAUGAGUGAAAAUAAUAAUAGAGCACAUGCUUUAUAUUCAAAGCACUCGAAAAAGUCAAGUUUGCCAAAUUCUGAUGAAGAUAAUGGUGAAAGUGAACCAGAUGGAACCAGACAUAGAAUAGCUAAGAAAAAAUCUAAGAAGCACGUAAUUGAGUCGGAAUCAGAUGAUAGUGGUGAUUACAGGUUUUCAGGUAGAUCUAAAAAACUGAGUGGCAAAGAAAAUAAAACCUUGUCAGAAAAUAAAGAGCUUAAACAAAGUAAAAAGAAUGCAAGAAGGAGAAAUGCUCUUGAAAUGCUCCAAGAUGAUAUUAGGGAAAACAUAGGUAAUGAAGUUGCUUUGGCAUUCGGACAAAGAAAGUGUACAUUCAAAUCACAAUGUGAUAGAAGUGAUGAUGUGGUAGAAGUGGAAGAAGAAAAAAGAAGAGUUAGCAAGAAAAAACAAACAAACAAUAGAAAUGAUUCAAGAAAGUUAUCUGUGUCCAUAAAAAAUUCAUCAGAAGAAAGUGAUUCCGAUGAUUGUAACAGUGAAUUAGAAAAACAUAAUUUGUUGAAAUGUGGGGAAAAUAUCACUAAAGUUAAAAUUUCAAAAGGAAAAGAAUUUAAUAAAUUCACAUCUAAAGAGCUGAGGAUUUUAGCAAGAAGACCAUACAAGAAAACAAGUCAAGGAAUUGCUUUUUCACAGUUGAACUUCACAGAUUCUUUCUAUUUCUGUAAAAAUAAGCCAGGAAAGCCAAAAAAUUCAAGAAUUAAUUUGCAAGAUGUGAUUGGCAAGUUGUGGAGUAGAGUGUUCAAGCUUGGAAUGAAUUUUCAAAUGGAUUCAGAUGCAAAUGACAUACCAAAUUCAGAGGAGAAAGUUAACAAAUUUGAAAACAUUAAAUCAAUUGUUACACAUGGUAGUGAAAUGAAAUUGGAAGUGAAAGAAACAAUUUCCAUAAGUAAUACAGACUCUAAAACAACACUGGGAGUUGUAGCAGUUGGUGAAGUGAAGAGUAACUUAGAAAGUAGUUCAGACUCUCCUAAAGCAGAAUCAAGUGCUGAAACAAUUGAAAAAGGGAAUAGCAGUGAGGAAAGUAAUAAAGACUAUUCUAGAGCAGAAUCAGCUAUAGUAACAAUUGAUAGAGUGAAUAGAAAUGUGGAAAAUUCUGCAGAAUCUCAAGACAAGCUUCCUGUUCUAAAAGUGUCUAAAGAAAUUACAAGUUUACACAAUAAAAAUGAAAAUGAUAAUUGUCUAACAGAGGAGAAGGAAAAAAAAUUGGUUGAAUGUGAAUCACAACAGGACGGCUCAGUCCAUGCAGAUCAUUUGGAUGAAUUUGAGGAAGUGAGGGAUAAUUCUGUUGAAGGGGAAUCUCAUGAUGGCAAUUCAUGUUUAUCAAAUUUGGUUGAUGAAUGUGAUGAUACGGUUAGUAACAUAUCUGUAUGUGAUGAUUCAGAUGCCAGUGAGAAGGGAUCAGAAAUUUCACUGCUGGAAGGUGAAAGACUUGUUAAAAAGUGUGCAUCAAAGAAAUCCAAACUUGGGAGGACGACAAGAGUUAAGAGGAAGAAAAAAGUCAGUAACUGGCAGAAUGGUGUGAUUAAGAAAAAGGUCAAAACAAGCAAACAAUCAAAUGAAUUGGCAAAUGUUUGUCAAGAGCGUGCGGUUGAGUCACCGGCUUUGACGAAAGAAAAAUCACUUGACGAAAAAGUUGACAAUGAUGAUUUGGCAGAUCCUUCAUAUACAAUUGACGGGCGGGCCAAGUAUGACUGCAAAUAUUGUAAUUUUUCUGGUGUAAAAAUUGUUCCACAUUACAAACAAAGCCAUCCAGGUAAAGAGGUUUGUAUUUCACGCAUUUCAAAUACUCUAGCACUGAAGGCAAAAAGUGAGUCUCUAAAUGAUGUUAAUCAAGAACAGGAUGAGGAGGCAACAGAAAACACUAAUGUUAGAAGACUGAAGAGAACUUUUGUUUGUCGAAUUUGCCAUCAGUUUUCAGAGUAUAUUAUGGAUUUUUACUAUCACCUUACAACUCACACAGGUGAGUAUGACUUUGAAUGUGACUCAUGUUCAUAUUGUAGUAGCAAUAUGUCAGGUGUGAGACAUCAUAGUUUACUGCGUCACAAUGGGUUUUCAAGAGCGGUAGCUUUAAAAAGGGGCCCUUCACAUAAUGCAAAAUUUAUGUAUGGCUAUUUGUGUUCAGUCUGUAACUUUCUUCAGCUUUUAAAAGAAAAUGUUGAGAAACAUAUGGCUUUGCGGCAUCAGAAAGAUGAGAGUGCUAAAAUUUUUCGUAUCAACAUGUCCAUUCCUCUUGAAGAAAGCACCAAGGAAGUUACGUCUGGAAAUAAGUGUUCGUCCAAUACCCUCAGGAUUGCAGAUGAGCAAGAAAGUCACAAUGAAACGCACAACAAAUCAAUCGAAGAUGUUGCCGAAGACUCUGUUAAUAAUGUUAGUACAAACAUGGAAAAGCUCACAUCAGGAAGUCAGUCCAAGAGGAUAACGUCCAAGAAUGUUCCUGCUUCUAUGAAUCCAGUGGUGGUUUUGAAAGGUAUGAAACGUUUAAUUAAGAAAGGAAGAAACAGUUCUGGUCCUAAAGCAGUGAACGCAGUGACAGAGCAUGUAUCUCAAGAUGAAGGCUCAGUAGACGAAAGGAACUCGGUCGGGGAUGAGAAUGCAAUGGAAGAAGAUGAUAUUGCUGAUGAUGCAAGCGAGGCUGAAGUGUGCGAAAACCAAACUGAUCUGAAUGAUGUGCAAAAGUUACCAAGUGAGAUGACUGUCAAUCAAGUAACAACUGCAGAAAGUUCUGCAAAAAGUGUAGAGGUGUCUGCUGACUCUAAUUCCAAUUCAAAUGAAGGUUUUGAUGCGGAAACGUCUACUGCACGUGCAGAGGAUUUUAUUACCGAAGUGGCUGAAACUCCCCAGCAUCCUGUAGAUGAGGCAACAAGUGUUAACUCAGAUUCAGCAGAAAAGGAAGAUACAAUCAUUUCAUCUCAAGCUGUUGAGAGUGAGUUGCAAGAUAGCUGUGUAUCGGCUACAGCAGAGGAAGGCGUUGCUCCUGAUACUAACAGGGCAGUUACCGAAAAGGACAGUACAGAAAAGGUUGGGCAGUUUCUGGGCAUGGAUGUAAUUUCUCCAGGGAAAACUGGUGAUAAAUCACCAGAAAGAAGAGAUACUGUUCCAUUCAAGCGUAGUAGCUCACUACUGGAAAGAAUUGAAUUCUUGUGUGCCCAGAGCAAUGCAAGUGAAAAACAAAUUGAAGCCAAUCCUGUGAACAAACUUGCCAAGACAGACUCAAGCAAAGCAAAGAAAAAAUCGGCUGAAAAUGCAGAGAGGUCUAGUAUUACCACAAGAGCUUCUACCACGGCACGGAAACAAGUGUCUUGUUUAGAAAAUUCUGACAUAAGUAGAGUUGCAGUUGAAAAUGAUGGAGCAUUAAUAGGAUACUCCUUAAGUGCAACACCAGUUUCAUCUGCGUAUUUGGAAUCUGUUGUCCCUAGUGAAAGAAAUGAUAGUGUCUCAAGAGAUCAUCCGACAGCAGAUACAAGUGAUAACCUUGUAGAUAAUUCAGAAUCAGCAACUGCCAAUCCACCUGAACAUGAUUAUCAUGCUGUAGUUUCACCUUUGUUAGGCAUGGAUACUAUAGCUAUAAAGCAAGAAAACUUGGAGCCCGGAGACAUUGGAACAGAGGGAUCGGAUUCUGGCGGACUGGAGCUGUACGAUAUUACUAGCAUGCCGGAUCCAUCAGUUUCGUCCAUAUGCAUCGGUCCGAUGGAAGCGAAGAACGAAGGGGGAAGGAUACUGUUCUGUUGCCGCAUCAGCGGGUGCCAUUUCCAGUGUUCUCAAGUGGUCAAGUUUGCGUGCCACUACAACACGGAGCACGACAAGGCCUGGGACGGCUUCUGUGUGUUGUGCGGCGAAGUCAUCGACGGCAUAGCGCCUUACUGUCUGGAGCAAGCAGUGGAGCAUCUUCUUUCCUUCCACCUCACCUCCAAGCUGAAGCAAAAGAAUCUCUCCGGCAAGGGUAAGGCGAAGACGAGGCGCCCGUCUGCCACGCAAAGAACGAACAAAGUCGUAAGAAGCAGCUGCGCCGAUAGCACGACGGCCGGUGUCACCACGACCACGGCCUCUUCGGUCGUCGCGACCAGCACCUGUGUCACGGCCAGCAACGUGACGUAUCCCAGCAGCAGUCCCUCCACUAGUGCUACCACCGUCCCGGCGACCGGCGGCAGUAGUUUCACCGACACCCAAGCAGUUGCGGACUUGCUCAAGAACGCGGUGCUGAUAAAGAACGAGCCCCUAGAUGCCGAAGAAGCGGUGGUGAGAGACGGCGAAGCGAGGGUGAGAGACGACGAAGCCAGGGAAGCAGGGGUGGGAGGCGACGGUGACGAAGGGCGGGAACCUGAGAGAGAGUCCCCGGUGAAGAGCCCCGGAGUCCAGGCGCCGGACGCGAGGCCGAGGAUCCGUGUGCGGAGGAUCAGCGGGGACCGGCUGUCCGUGCGCACGGAGGAGGCCCAGGAGCCCCCGGCGGGCCCCACUGUGAGCCCCGAGGAAGUGCAGCCCAAGGUGGAGAGGACUGACGACGGAGAAUAUGAGCAGCCUGCUGCCUUAGACAAGGAUGUAUCUAGUGACGUUGCACCGAAACCAUCUUCCGCAUUGUGGCCUGAACUGAGCCCGGCCGUGUGCGACGAGAGUGUUCUGGAGAACAGCACCGGCCGCUGUUCCCCCGUGCUGUGGGGCGAGGGAGGUAAGACGGUGUCCCCUUCUCGUCUCUGGUACAAGCUGGUGUGGCCAGCUCAUGAGUUACGAGGUGGAGAAGCAUGUAAUUCUUUCCCCUCGAUAAGGAUAGAGAGUGUUGUUAGUCUCAACCCUGAGGCGAACAAACAAGACGACGGCGCCGCAGGGUCUCGGAGCCCCUCCGGGGGUGGCGUCACCAAGAAGCCGUGCUCGCGGCUGCAAGUGGACGCGCGGCUGGUGGCGCUCGGCAGCACGCCGAGUGCCGUGCGCCCCAAGGCCAAGGCGCCGGCCGCGCCGAGCGUGCUGAAGCCGCAGCCGAGCGUCAGCCCGAGCCGCGUGGCCGUGAUCAAGCCGCUGGGCAGCGAGGCGCGGCGCAAGGACGCGGCCCCCGCGCAGAAGACCACGACGGCCCAGCGCUCGGUGAAGAGCUCCAAGAGCCCGGACGCGUACCGUGCCAUGCUGGAGCCGGCGAAGCUGCAGCGGCUGUUCAAGUGCAUGCACCCGACAUGCGAGUUCGCGACGGGCGCGGAGGCGCGGUUCGUGGCGCACGCCCGCGUGCACGAGCGCGCGCUUGGGCCCGCGGCCAGGGCGCGGCUGCAGGACUGGAACCGCUGCGCCUACUGCUGCGAGGCGUGUGCGACGGCCGGCGAGCUGGUGGCCCAUGUGGCGCGGGAGCACGGCUACUGCCUGUACCAGUGCGCGUACUGCUUCUUCCGCGCCAUGUCGCCCACCUACGUGCUGCUGCACCAGAAGUCGAGCCACGUCCGAGAGGCGGUCGCCAUCAUCAUCGACCAGAGGCGACGGAAGAUGCCCGAGCUCAAAGACUUCCCCGACAAGAGAGAGAACAGGAAGAGCGUGGUGCUGCCUUACGUCUGCGCACAAGGGACGUGCGGGGCCAGGUUCUACCCGUGCGAGGACUACCUCACGCACUUGAAGACGGUGCACACGCAGGUCACCAUCUACUCCUGCCACCUGUGCGAGUGCAAGAGCAUGAAGCCCGACGCGCUCCUCUCGCACUACAAGUGGCACAGCCUGUACCAGUACCAGUGCAUGUACUGCCUGCACGGAGCGGACUCCGCCCUCGACAUGAAGCACCACCUGUGCACCUUCCACUCGGACCAGCCGAACCGCGCCAUCAUCCGCAUAUUCCAGGACUACACGCACCACUCGCACCGGCAAGUGGAGGACCUGCUCACCAUCGACCUGGACGAGGGCAUGGACUACACCAACCUGUUCGUGCAGUGCGCGGACGACGAGGAGGACCGCGGCGACGCGCCGCCAGCGAGCGUCGACCCUCCCCCCGCGCCCGCGCCCGUCCCCAACAAGCCCCCCAAGGCCAAGCGGCCCGCGCCGGUCGUCAUCAACCUGGAGGGCCACGACCUGUUCCACUGCGGCAACAAGGGCUGCAUCCACACGGCGGCCACUUCGAACGAGCUGCGCGACCACCUGUCCAUGUGCGACUUUGCGCGGGAGUCGGCGGUGCUGGAGUGCGCGCACUGCGGCAAGCGCCUGAAGGCCAUCGCGUCGCUGGUGGAGCACCUGCAGAGCCACGGCCCGGAGCGCUACUGCUGCAGCAGCUGCGGCUUCAAGGCGACGGUGAGCGCCGUGGUGGAGCGCCACUGCCGGCAGCUGCACCGGUACCCCGCCACGCGCGUGGAGCCCGUGUACACCGGCGAGGCUAACACCGACUCCAUGUGGUUCGUCGUGCGCCCGCGGGACAAGCGGCGGGCGGCGAAGGGCGCGAAGGGCCCCGAGAAGAAGUCUUACGAGCCCAAGGACAUCCACAAGCUGCCGGACAAGGACAUCUUCAAGGAGCAGGUGUCGUGCAGCAUGUGCUCGUUCGCGACCAAGGUGCGCGUGAACAUGGUGCGCCACCUGGAGAUGCACGAGGCGGAGAAGCGCUCCGCCGGCAGCGCCGUGCCCUCCAGCUGCCCGGUGAACCCCGUGCCGUGCCUGAACCGCGCGGAGAUGAUGUUCGACAAGAUGGAGAACCUGGCGGCCAGCUCCCAGGCCAUGCUGGGCGCGGACAGCCACCCGGGCUUCGUGCCGGAGCGGUUCCGCUACGUGUGCGGCGCGCCGGGCUGCCACUACAUGGGCUGCGACGAGGACAUGCUGCGCACGCACGUGCGCACGCUGCACGCCGGCGAGACGGACUACGUGUGCACGCACUGCGGGCGGGCGGUGGGCGUGGGCGCGGACCUGGCGGGCGUGCUGGAGCACCUGCGCAUGCACGGCGGCCGGCUGUACCGCUGCACGUACUGCGCCUUCUCGCACUACACGAUGGCGCAGGUGGAGAAGCACGUCACGGCCAAGCACCCCAACCAGCCCGUGCUGCCCGUCAUCAUCCGCAAGGUCGUCGACUGAGGCCUG